This is a messenger RNA of Coturnix japonica (Japanese quail), 2172 nucleotides long. RefSeq names its product potassium channel tetramerization domain containing 2 (gene KCTD2). Gene Ontology annotation, molecular function: cullin family protein binding. Gene Ontology annotation, cellular component: Cul3-RING ubiquitin ligase complex; cytoplasm. The record is from RefSeq and is a predicted model, not a curated record. NCBI's taxonomy places the organism in Eukaryota, Metazoa, Chordata, Aves, Galliformes, Phasianidae. Gene Ontology annotation, biological process: protein homooligomerization; proteasome-mediated ubiquitin-dependent protein catabolic process.
UUGUUGCGCCGGAAGCGGCGGCGGGGCGGGAUGGCGGCGGGGGGCGCUGAGUGAGGGAGUGUGUGUGUGUGUGUGAUUGUGAUUGUGUGCCGCUGUGUGAGUACAGCCGAGUGCCGCCGAGUGCCGCCAUGGCGGAGCUGGCAGCGGCGGAGUUGCCGCGGGGCCGCACUCCCAGCCCUGGUCCCGGGGCGGUGCCCGGUCCCGGUCCGCCCAGCCCACGUUCUGCCGCUCCGGGUUUCUCCGGUUCCGCGCCGGGUGCGGGUCCCGCCGCCGCGUCCAAGUGGGUCAGGCUGAACGUGGGGGGCACCUGCUUCCUGACCACCCGGCAGACGCUCUGCAGGGACCCCAAGUCCUUCCUGUGCCGCCUCUGCUGCCAGGAUGGGCCCGAGCUCAGCUCCGACAAGGAUGAGACAGGAGCGUAUCUCAUCGAUAGAGACCCCACAUAUUUUGGUCCAAUACUGAACUACCUCCGACAUGGGAAGCUUAUAAUAAACAAGGAGCUCGCAGAAGAAGGGGUACUUGAAGAAGCGGAGUUUUACAACAUUGCGUCGCUUGUGCGGCUGGUGAAGGAGCGGAUACGGGAUAAUGAGAACAGAACCUCUCAAGGACCUGUGAAGCAUGUUUACAGAGUCCUGCAGUGUCAAGAGGAGGAGCUGACACAGAUGGUUUCCACCAUGUCUGAUGGGUGGAAGUUUGAACAGCUGAUCAGCAUUGGAUCUUCAUAUAACUAUGGAAAUGAAGACCAGGCAGAAUUCCUCUGUGUUGUGUCUAGGGAACUCAACAAUUCUACCAAUGGCAUCGUCAAAGAGCCCAGCGAGAAGGCAAAGAUUCUUCAAGAACGAGGAUCUCGGAUGUAAUUUGAGCGUCCACUCCUCUAGAACUCCAGAUGUCAAAAGGGCAAUCUAGCUGGGCAGAGCAUCUCUCCACAGUGCAAACUUGCCCCUGUACAGUAACCAAGCUAAUGCAAAGCCAAGCCUGUCCUGCCAAUUAUGAGUAAUUCUAGUCCUAACCAAAGGCUUUCCUCCUGUUCUGGAGAACAAGAAAGGAGAAAACUCUUCCAGGUGGAUAGUCCAUUCCACAAGUAUUUAUUUUUUGGCCAGUACUGUACUGAAUUUUUCCUACAACAGCUGCACUGGGUUCCCAGUUGGAUUAUUUGCAGUGGUUGCUCAGGUCCACUCAGCCUUGUGGUCAGUCCUACCUAAUGCAGGCUGCCAUGGGUGGGAAGAUGUGUGUGACCCGUGCCACUUCUUGCACCUAUGUCUACAAGCACCAGAAUAGCGCAGAGACCUUGCAGUGCUCCCUCCUGAUCAGCCGGUCCCCCACAGAUCAGAACAGGGCUUUAAAAGGAGGGACAAAGAAACUACUUGUAAAAAACAAACUUUUUCAUUCUUGCUUUAUAUCUGUUCCUUAUACAGUUCCUAAGAGCUGAGCUUAGAUACUAAGGGGAACAGAGUUACGUGGACAUCUAACAUGGGUUUUGCUGUUAACACUAUUACAUACGGGCUCCUGGAGAUUUCCAAAGCCCAUUGAUUCUCAUGCAUAAAAAUAGACCUGUGUUCACCCAGAGCAGUGACAGAGUAAUGGUUCUGUCCUGUACACUUCUCUAUUGAAGAAGGGUGGUGACAUCUUCCCCUUCAGUACCUUGCCAUGACCAUAUAUCUACAUGGUGCAAAAUCACAAGGUUAGGGACUCAUUCCUGCCAAGUUCAGCUUUGCCUUGUCUGCAGCAGCAUGGGCUCUGUCAGCUGCCUUUUCACCAAGGGAGGACUGCGGGCAGAAUUUCUUUUGUACUGUAGCAAGCAGGUAGGUUUGAUUUUACCCACAGGACUCUGCAGAGGAGAUCCACUAUUUACAUGCAGUGAUUUAACUGCAUCCUCCCUCAUGUCCCCAACCUUUAAAGAUCACCUCAAAUUACACAGGGGCAUCACAGAGUUGGGGGUGGGAGGGGGGUGUGUGAAAAGUUGCCAAACUGUUGUAAUAUAUUUUGUCCAAUGUGUCAACUUCUGUGACUUUUUUUUAAUGCCUUGGAUGGAUGUGCAAAAUGUUCGUUUGUGCCUCUUGAACUCUGAUCUUAGCCAAAUCGCAGUCACUGUUUCCUCUCUGUUAAGCUGUGCCAUCCCUAACCAAGGGCAUGUCCCUCCUAGUCUGGUAAAUGAAAUUUGUUAGGAAUUUG